AUGUAUGGCAGAAGACCUAAGCUCUCUUUGAAGAAUGCUCACAUUCUCGUUACAGGUGGCUCUAGUGGAAUUGGCAAAUCUGUAGCCAUCUAUGCUGCUUCCAAAGGAGCAAGUGUAUCACUGUUUGCAAGAAACCAGGAAAAACUAGCAGCAACAGCUAAUGAAAUCAAAAGUCAUUUUAUCAACAAAGACCAGAAAGUGACUUAUGCUUCUGUCGACUUGACUGGAAAGUUUGAAGAUGCUAAUGCAGCUGUGGAAAAGGUUAUCAAAGAACAAAAAAAAAAUGUUGAUAUUCUGGUGAAUUGUGCUGGUAAUUCUUUGAGUGCCCAAUUUGAAGAUACAAAAAUUACAGAUUUCAAGUUUAUGAUGGAUGUGAACUAUUUCUCUGCUGUCUUUGCUACCCAAGCUGUAGUGAAAACCAUGAAAAAGAAUGGCCAGGGAUCCAUUGUGUUUGUCUCUUCCCAGGCUGGUCAGUUGAGUUUCUAUGGCUACUCUGCCUAUUCUGCCUCCAAGUUUGCCUUGCGUGGAUUAGCAGAAGCCUUAUGCAGUGAGUUGAAACCAUAUAACAUCAGUGUGACACUGGCUUUUCCACCAGAUACUGAUACACCUGGCUUUGCUGAAGAACAAAAGUCUAAACCUAAAGAAACUAAAUUGAUAUCAGAAGCAGGUGGUCUAGUCAACCCCAAUGUUGUGGCAAAAAAGAUUGUGGACUCUGCACUGAAACGAUCAUUUCAGUGUUCAGUGGGAUUAGAUGGAUUUCUCUUGGCAACUCUGACAGCAGGAAUGGUUCCUGUUUCCACAGCCUUGGAAGCAUUUCUACAAAUUUUCCUGAUGGGUCCAUUCCAUUAG
This is a messenger RNA of Acanthosepion pharaonis, 849 nucleotides long. The record is from the annotation of a GenBank genome assembly. Lineage: Eukaryota; Metazoa; Mollusca; Cephalopoda; Sepiida; Sepiidae.